This is a messenger RNA of Triticum turgidum subsp. durum (durum wheat), 297 nucleotides long. NCBI's taxonomy places the organism in Eukaryota, Viridiplantae, Streptophyta, Magnoliopsida, Poales, Poaceae. The record is from the annotation of a GenBank genome assembly.
AUGGCGUCCAUGGGGAAGAAGCAGAAGCAGGUGGCGGCGACGCUGAUGCUGGCGCUGGUGGUGCUGGCGGCGGCGCCGGGCGGGGCACGCGCGGCGUGCCAGGCGUCGCAGCUGGCGGUGUGCGCUUCGGCCAUCCUGUCCGGGGCCAAGCCGAGCGGCGAGUGCUGCGGCAACCUGCGGGCGCAGCAGGGGUGCUUCUGCCAGUACGCCAAGGACCCCAACUACGGGCAGUACAUCCGCAGCCCCCACGCGCGCGACACCCUCCACUCCUGCGGCCUCGCCGUCCCGCACUGCUAG